Triticum turgidum subsp. durum (durum wheat) is the source of this 690-nucleotide messenger RNA. Lineage: Eukaryota; Viridiplantae; Streptophyta; Magnoliopsida; Poales; Poaceae. The record is from the annotation of a GenBank genome assembly.
AUGAUUAUGGCGGCGGCGGACCAGCAAGGGGAAGGCUGCCCGGCCAAGAGGUGCGGGGACUUCACCAUCUCUCAUCCAUUCUGGCUCGCUGACAACAAGACCGGAAGAUCAUGUGGCCCCUUGGAUUUUGAGGUCAUUUGCCGUAGCAACGGCAGCCCAGUCCUUCGGAGCUCUGGGGACGACGGAUUUGCAAUCAUCCGCAUCACCUACGAGGAACGGAGUUUGCGCGUCGUCGAUCUAUACAAGCGGAAUCACUUGCACAACAACACCAACAGCUGCCAUGUUCCGAGCUGGAACGCCUCCGACCAACUGGGCCGCCUGUUUAGGGUUGAACCCAUCAAUCUGAAGCUCGUCUUGUACAAUUGCACGAAGGCGGAGGCGGCGGCGGUGGCACGUCAGGACAGGGCGCUGAUGCCGAUAAGAUGCGGCAACAAGAGCAACGCAUUUGUCCGCGCAGGAGGGCGUUAUGAUGGUACCGAUGACUAUGCCAGAUACCAUAUGGAAGGCUGUGAAGCCACCGUCGUGCCGGUGCUGGGCGUUCAUGGCAUGGCGAAUGCGAGCAACUACGAGCAGCUUAUCAGUGGUGGAUUCCUCCUCACAUGGCAGACCGGUAAGCUUGCUUCUCAAAUUAGCACUUCUUUUCGCUCCGUGGAAUCUUGUAUUACCUACUCCCUCCGUCCCGUAAUAUAA